UAAUGGUGCGACAUAAAAUAGCCAAUAGAGAAGAGAGAGAGAGAAUUAAAGAAAUGGGUGGAGCACUUAAGGCACUGCAUGUGUCGAUGAUUGCACAUGUACUGGCCGUAGCCGGCACUGUUAUGGUUCUCGUCUGGUGCAUACAUUUCAGGGGAGGCUUAGCCUGGGAAUCUACAAACAAAGCUCUUAUCUUCAAUAUUCAUCCAGUUUUGAUGUUGAUUGGGUUGAUCAUUCUUGGUGGUGAAGCCAUAAUGAGCUACAGGGCUUUAGCUCUGAAGAAAGAAACCAAGAAACUAAUCCAUCUUCUUCUACAUGGGAUAGCUCUCAUGCUUGGCAUUAUUGGUAUUUACGCUGCUUUUAAGUAUCACAAUGAGAGCAACAUUGCCAAUUUAUACAGCUCCCACUCGUGGUUUGGACUUGUAGUCAUUAUCCUCUAUGGUCUUCAGUGGAUAUAUGGAUUCGUGGUGUUUUUCUAUCCCGGGGCUGCUACUGGCAUCAAGGCUGAGUCCCUUCCUUGGCACAUGCUAGUAGGAAGUUUUGUAUUCCUUUUAGCGGUUUCCACGGCUGCUCUAGGGUUUUUGGAGAAGUUAACGUUUCUCGAGAAUUCUGGAUUAGCCAAAUUCGGACCUGAGGCCUUUCUCAUCAACUUCACAGCCAUUGUCACUAUAUUAUUUGGCAUAUUUGUUAUCCUCGUUGCUGCAGUAUCUCAGCCAAUUCAUGAAGUGGAAGAAGAUUACAGUUACUCUGUAAUUUGAAAUUUGGUUCAUACCAUUUAUUUCAAAACACUUUUGUAUAUGAAUGGGAGGAUAAGUAAAACACUUCUUUUGUAUAUGAAUGAGAUAAUUUUGACUACAAAUAUAAGGGAUCAGUAGAUUUAAGGCGGCUGAUCAAAGGUUAGAUUGUUUUUAUAUUCUU
Molecule: messenger RNA, 915 nt
Organism: Impatiens glandulifera
Lineage: Eukaryota; Viridiplantae; Streptophyta; Magnoliopsida; Ericales; Balsaminaceae
Product: transmembrane ascorbate ferrireductase 1-like
Exons: 4
Coding region: 3-755 (250 amino acids)
Molecular function (GO): oxidoreductase activity
Source: RefSeq, a predicted model, not a curated record